Messenger RNA from Zophobas morio, 1096 nucleotides. RefSeq names its product tumor susceptibility gene 101 protein-like. The record is from RefSeq and is a predicted model, not a curated record. The coding region runs from base 59 to 1096 and encodes 345 amino acids. Lineage: Eukaryota; Metazoa; Arthropoda; Insecta; Coleoptera; Tenebrionidae. Gene Ontology annotation, molecular function: ubiquitin binding. Gene Ontology annotation, cellular component: ESCRT I complex. Gene Ontology annotation, biological process: endosome to lysosome transport. The transcript has 7 exons.
UAGACAAUUUCAGUUUCCUUAUUAAACUGGAGAAUUUUUUUGUGCAAGUUUACGCUGAAUGUAUCCGAAUCGUCCCCCAAAUAUUGGAUUUAAUCCAAACUUGGGCUCUUCAUACAUACAGUCCACCACUCAAAGACCUCAGCAUUCUAUGAUAAGACCGAUAGGCUUUACUUCGCCGGCCUCUCCACCUCCUGCGUUUAGCACGCCUGCUCUUAAUUAUUAUAAUUCGAGUAUUUAUUCAGGAAACAUGGGAUCAAUUGGUUUUCAAGCUGAAGUCAGUCCAACUGAGCCCGCUGGAGCGGCCCCUCCGAUUUCUAAUCCAAAUUAUAUACGUUAUUCAUCUAAUGACAGCUUAAAUUAUCACAAUAAUAAUAGCUAUUCUAAUAAUAACACUGUUUAUAAAAAUUAUGAAACACCAUCAGAUAACAACUAUAGUAAUAGCGGUAGAUGCAAAACAAGUGGCUAUGUGAGUUUUGAUGAUAAUAAAUAUUAUAGUAAUCCAAUUUUUCGAUCUUCCGGUUAUGCAACUGGUCAUAGUAAAUUUGUAAAUUUUGUUCCUAAUAAUCCCCAAGUACAACCUUACGGCCCUAUAACCCCCACUUAUACUCCUGUUGCAAAGGAGGUUUACUACUCAAAAGUCGGGUUGUUGUCGUUAAGGACAGCAGUGGAGGAGAAAAUUCAACGUUUUAUAAAAACCGCUGAAGUUUCUCUUAAUCUGAUUUCCCGUUCUGCCAUUAUCGAUUCGGUUAUAGACGAGAUGCGUCAGUUGGCGAAAGUAUACGAGAGUGAAGGCCGCAAAUACGAAACGGAGACGCACAAACUUUUUACUAAACUGAAUAACAUCAGCCACCUUCCCGUUGAUGAUGUUGUUAUAAUAAGCACUCCUUUGCAUAAACAGAUUGUUAAUAAAGAAUGCGAGAUUAAAACUAUUGAGGAUGUUACUUAUCUUCUUAGUAACGCUCUGAAUAGAAAAGCAAUAAACUUUACUGACUUUAUUGUGACUGUUCGAAAAAAGGCUCACCAGUUGUUCCUAUCAAAAGCUUUACUAUUACUUGCAAAGGAAAAAGCGAAGCAAUUGAAGAAUAAAAAUGUUUGA